AUGACAUGCGCCGCUGUUGUUGCCGUGGCGAUCGCAGUGACCCUGCUUCCUCCUAUCGUCCUCUGUCUCCUCCUCACCUCAGCUCCUCUCCCUCAGUGCAUUUCCUGUAAACAGCCUGAAGCUCUGAGCGGCCACUUCCUCCCUCGGGAGAACCUGGCACUGACCUAUAAGCGUCUGGCACGGCGCCCGUGCUGCUGCCACACACCCCGCCGCUCCUCACCGUGCCACCGCCGCUGA
This is a messenger RNA of Knipowitschia caucasica, 237 nucleotides long. NCBI's taxonomy places the organism in Eukaryota, Metazoa, Chordata, Actinopteri, Gobiiformes, Gobiidae. The record is from the annotation of a GenBank genome assembly.